AUGAAAACGAAAAAAAAAAAAAAAUGUCCGAUUAAUUAUCAUGAGGAAAUAUAUACGUAUAAAAACGACGAAAAAUAUGAUGAAGAUGUUUUGGAUAUAGAUAACAACUUGUUAAAAAUUAAGAACAAUUCUUUUAACAUUCUGAAAGAAAUAAAUAUAUACUAUGGGGAAAAAGAAAAGAAAAAUAGUAUUAAAAGAUUAAGAGAAAAUAGAAUAUGGAUAGAAAAGAAGAGUAAUACAAUAACCACAAACAUAAAAAAUGAAAUAAAAUAUAUGGACAUAUUAAUAUGUGGUGAUAAAAAUAGUGGAAAAACUACUUUUUUAAAUUGCAUAAGUUGUGUAGACAAGCUUAAUUAUAAUUAUAAAAUCGAUGAUAAGGAUACCUCCACAAGUAGGUACAGAAACAGUGAUAGUACAAAAAGGAAUGCCAUCGAUAGUUUCGAUUCAUUACUCAAAAAUAAACCAGAAAUUAGGGAAAAUAAGGAGGAGAAAAAAAUAAUAUGGAAUUAUAAUAAACUAGAAUUACUAUCGUAUAUACCAAUUUUAUUUUCAAAACUGACAAAUAGAAAUUAUGAUGAACUGAAAACAAAAUUUAAGAAAAUAUUUUUAGACACUGAUAUAUGUGAAGCAUCAAUUUUCGUAACAAAGGAUGAUUUAGAUUUUAUUAAUUAUGAAUUCAAUAUAGGUAGCAAAAUUUCCACGGAUGAUUUUAGUUAUCUUAAGAUAAAUUUCUGUGAGUAUGGUGAAGAUCUUUUUCGAAAAAUAAGGGGGUAUUAUGAACUACUUCGUUAUUGUGAUAAACAGCAUAAAAGAGAGAAGGUGGUAGAGGGUGAAAAAAGGAGAAAACACUUAAACGGAAGUAUAAAAAACAUUAGCUUAAUGUGUAAUGAAGAAAAAAAUAUUGUAGAAACCUCGUUCCAAAGUAGAACAAUAAGCAUUAUUGAAGACGCGUUACUAAGAAUAAAAGAAACCAAAUUUAUUAACUAUUUUGUAAAUUUAAAAAGAUCUUUUUUUUUGAUUAAAUCAAGUUUACAUAUAUAUAAUAUUUUAAUGGAAAAGACAUUUAAGAAGAGGUGCAAAAGAGACAUAAUGAAAAAAGGUAAAUUAAGAGUACAUAUAAAUGCAUAUGUGAAUAAACUAUUACGUAACAAUAGUAACGUAUGGAAUUACAAAAUUACAUUGCAGAAGUAUAAUUUAUGUAACAAUUUUUUUAAGAAAAAGAAAAACAUUUUUAUUACUAUAAAUGAAGAACAUUUAUUGAACACAUUUGAAUAUCUCAACAUUAUAAAAGACCUCAACAAUUAUGAUAAAAAGGAGGUCCUAUUUGUAGCUAGCCGCUCAUAUGAUUUUGAAAAACUAAGCAAAAGGUAUCAUAUAUUUUUUAAUUUAAAUUACAACUUGAGAAUUUUUAAUAAACUACUAUUGUUAAAUCAAGGGGGUAAUAAUACGGAUAAGGAAAAAAGUAAAUGUAUUAUACGUUUGGAGGCAAUUUAUUAUUUAAUGAAAAAGUGUGUGAAUAAAUAUUGGAAGGUUCACAAAAAAAGCAGGAACAAAAUAUACAAUAGACAUAAGGACAUCAUUUUUAAAUAUUAUUCUAAAAGGAGAUUGAACAAUGAAUGUAAGAAUUACACCGCAGGGCGUUGGAAUAAUGAAGAGAACUAUAGCUGCUGUAAAUAUAAAGGAAACAAAAAAGGAGUUAUAAAUCGAGGUUGUCAAAAUACACAUAAAGAAUGCCGCAAUGAUCAUUCCUAUAAUGGGGUUAACACAACGAAGUGCAAUGUUAAAGGUAACUUUUCUUUUUUAUUAGAAGAAAGAUCAGAGGUCGCUAAUUUUUUCAAAGCAUUUUAUGAUGAAUAUAUAUAUAAAAACAAAAAUCGAUUAUAUGCAAAAAAUUUAGUAAGAGAAAAUUUUGAUAUUUGUUUCUUAUUUAUAAAAUUUUGUUUUUAUUAUCACCAGCACCUUCAAGUAAAUAACAAAAAUAAGACAGUUAACAAAUUAAAUAUUUAUAAAUUUAUUUAUUUAAAACAAAUUGAAAUAGUUAAAAAAAGUCCAUAUGUUCUUUAUCACAACAUAUGUGUACCUUCUUGUGUCUAUGCUUUUAUAAAUUUAUUGAAAAUGAAUUAUCAGAGUUAUCCCUUUCAACCAUUAAAGGAAUACAAAAUUUUUUCCUUAUUACGGUUCAUUUUUUACGGCGUCAUUUAUUAUAAAUUAAAAAAAAAGAGUUGCGAUUUUUAUGAUACAAGUAAUGCGAGAGUAAAUCAUAUAUGCUACUUCUCUAGAAGUGUUAUAGUGAACUCUCUUGUGGAUUUGUUUGAAAGGAGGAGAUGUGAAAAGAAGAGAAUCUACAAAGUAAUGAACGCAAGAGAAAUUAACAUGGGAGAAAUUAAUGUGCGCGAAAUGAACAAGAGAGAAGUAAAGGAUACAAUUGAUGGAGUCCGCAAUGUUCGGAAGGGGAAAAACAAAUCAUCGUCAUUGAUAUUUCCAUUCAGAGAAAAAUAUAGAAAAAAUAGAAAAAUACUAAGAGAUAUAAUUAAUAGCGUAGAUACAAUUAUACAUCCAUUUAUUAUAAUAAAUAAUAUAAAAGAAAAUUGGUUAUAUUUUAAAAAUUACAUGAUAAGGUCAAAUAUGUGUUCCUAUUUUAAUGGCUCAACAUAUAGAUAUCCUAACACAUCAUUUGAAAUUGUACUAAAUUUUGAUCUACAUGAAAUAGCUGAAGAACCCUUUUUGCAGUUAUGGGGAAAAAACCAACUUGAAAAAAAGUACACAAUUUACUUUAAACCAAUAUGUUCUACUCUCUUUGAAAAUAAAAUAGGAAAAAAAAAAUUUUUGCACUUUCCUUUUACUCAUAGAUUACUUAAAUAUUUUAAUGACAACAUCCCACUUAAAAAAGAAGGAGAGGGCGAUUAUCGUUACUUAUUAUAUACAUUGUGUAACGCGUUUUUAAAACUACUUAAAAGCUUUUUAAUAUGUUAUUAUAAAAAUGAAAAAAUAAAUUGUAAAGUAAAUGUAAUUAAUAUUUUCAUACUAUUAAAUUAUGCAUCGGACAUAUAUUACUUAAUGGCCUAUGGGGAAAAGAAUAUUUUUGUGUCAAAGGAAAAAGAUUUCAUUCUUACUAAUAAUUUAUUACAUUGUAAGAAUACAGAAAGAAAAAAAAAAAAAAAAAAAAUAUUAGAACGGAAGAAACGAAAAAUUAUUUUUCAUAUAUGUCAAAAGAAUGCAUUAUUUAAUUCUACCUUCUUCCUAUGGGAGGAAAUACAAAAUAAAAAACAAAAUUCUCGAAUAAAUAAUUACCUCUUGUAUUUAAAAAAACGUCUAUUUUUUUCGAUUGGAUGCAAAAACGGUAAUAAUAAUGGCAAAACAUCUUUCUAG
This is a messenger RNA of Plasmodium malariae, 3369 nucleotides long. Its product is annotated as conserved Plasmodium protein, unknown function. Bases 1 to 3369 code for a protein of 1122 amino acids. The record is from RefSeq and is a predicted model, not a curated record. NCBI's taxonomy places the organism in Eukaryota, Apicomplexa, Aconoidasida, Haemosporida, Plasmodiidae. The transcript has a single exon.